This is a messenger RNA of Sinocyclocheilus rhinocerous, 3127 nucleotides long. Its product is annotated as E3 ubiquitin-protein ligase TTC3-like. The record is from RefSeq and is a predicted model, not a curated record. Lineage: Eukaryota; Metazoa; Chordata; Actinopteri; Cypriniformes; Cyprinidae. The annotation marks the transcript as partial. The transcript is spliced from 29 exons. Gene Ontology annotation, molecular function: protein binding.
CGCGGCACACGCGCGUCGCGUUUAACUUACUGAAGUUCAUCCGUUUCACCUGUUUAAUCAUUAAACACGUUAAUUCACGUGUGGGUCGCCAGCAGGUGUUGUGUUUUAUUGGAUUGAACGCGCGGCCCGAGUGUUAGCGAGCUCCGGGUUCGUGUUUCAGGCGCUGCUGACGACAAACAUUCAAAUCAGUCGAGCUGAGGAGAAACUCCGUGUUCGUGUGUGAGAGAGCACGUAUGACGCAGAUACUGCACGUAUGACGAUGUCGGACUCAGAAGACUCGGAUCUGGAGGAAGGAGUGGAUGUGAUGCGACACCGAACCAAGAUUGUCUAUCAGGGCCAGUUCCCGUACAUUCACAUGGAGCCGCCCGACGUCAUAUACGAGCGCUGGACCAAGAUAAAGCCCGAGGUGAAGAAGCACGUGGGUCAUCUGAUGCAUGUGUCUGUGUUCUGGUGGCAUAUCCUCCUGAGACAGCAGGACAAUCACCCCACCACCUUCUGGGCCGUGGAGAUGGGCUUUCUGGACUCAAAUGUGUCGAAUGAUUUGAGUCUGAAGAGGCUCGAGAAGAUCGAGAUCCUGGAAAGCAUUCUGGAUGCCAUGGAGCGAGGCCUGUCUCACCCGGACAUGGAGGGGAAAGCCCGAGCCGUGGUGUCCUUAAGCAGAUUGUUUUCCAUGGAGGACGAUUGUUUGGCUGAAGCCAUCAGCUGGCUGCUGGACUCUAGAGCUCCUGAAAUCCGCAAGAAGCUGCUGGAUCUCGGAUCAGUGGAGAUUCGCUACCGGACGCUUUGCUUCAUCUUCAGCGAGUAUUCACGCUAUCUUCAGGUGGUUUCAUGCAGUAAAAAGAAGGCCAUCAAGGAGCUGAAAGCAGAGCCGGACCCUUGGACUUUUUCAAAAAGCGAAGAUAUGAAAAACAAAGGAAAUGAGCAUUUUCAGAAGAAGAAAUAUGAUCUGGCGUUGAAGUGGUACACCAAAGCCAUUAAAUACCACCCGAGCAACCACAUCCUGUACGGGAACAGAGCGCUCUGCUACAUUCGCUCGGAGAAAUAUCUGAAAGCACUUGGAGACGGAAAGAGAGCCAUUAUAUUACAGCCAGAAUGGGCCAAGGGUCACUACCGCUUCUGUGACGCUCUGUUCUAUCUGGGGGAACAUCAGAAAGCUCUGACGGCCAACCUCCUGGCUCAGGACGCCUGCGGCGCAGACACCGAGGGACAGAAAGACCUGCUGCAGCAGCACGAGCGCUUCCAGACGGAGCUGCAGGAGAGCAGAGAGAUGAAGACCAAGAAACCCGAAACGAAGAAAACUUCUUCUAAAAGCAGAUCACACGCGGCCGGCGAUUCUUCAGGUCCUCAUCAGAAGUCCAGUCGUCCGCCGGAAGCCACGUCUCAGUCUUCACAAUCUGAAAACUGGAAAGACCAGGAUGACACCGCAGGGAAUUCAGGAGCUCGAGCGAAUGCUGACGGAAGAACUGACAGACUCAAAGACACGAAGAGUGAAAUGAGUCCACGAAAGACUAAGAAAGGCUCGUCCGGUGUCCCAGAGAAGCCGGCGGUCCGGAGCAAACACACACCCGUCUCGGACAGAACGAGCCCUCUAGCGGAGGACGAGAGCGAGGCGGGGAGGAGAGAUCGCUUCUGUGCUGCUGUUCAGGAGGCUCACACAGCUCUGAGCGACCAGCGCUGUCGUAACGCUCAGCAGUCCUUCUCUGCGGCGCUCAGGAUCCUGGAGGCCAGCGGGACCACGGAGCUGGGUUUGACAGAGCUAGAUAAAUCUGUGCUGAUGUAUGGAUAUGCAAUGGCCCUGCUGGAGAUCGGACAGCCUGAGGAACUGGCUGAAGCUCAGCGGUUGUUCACCAAAUUAGAGUCGUCAGAGAGGAAGUUUCAGUCGCUGGUGCAUUAUGGGAUGGGCAGAGUUUACCUGAAGGAGAAUAGAUUUACUAAAGCUCUGGAGUGCUUCACUAACGCUCAGCUGAUGAUCCAGAGACGCAUCACACCUGGAAAACUCACCUGGCCAACCACUAAAACUACAGUAGAGGAAACACAGCCGGCCUGUUUAAAGGUGCAUAACUUACCUCUCCUCUUCUCUCAGUUUAAAACAUCUAUUCCUAAAAUCAAACCUGCUGGACGAUUGAGAAUCAAGCAGCAAUGUACAAGUAUUAAGAAGUUGAAGUCUAAAAAUGAACGAAAGCUUUGGCGGAAACAACACAAGUUGGCGACACGUUCUGCCUGUCAAGAGAGAAAGGAAGUAACAGCUGCGGACGCCUCUAAAGACCCUACGGCAGAGAGAGAGCCACCCAGAGACUGUAUUUAUGUGGACCGUGUUUUACAUCAAAUUCAUGAUAACAAAGGACUUUUUAAAGAAGAGUCAGUGAAUAUUUCUUGCUUUUUGGAGCAUCUGCGGCCGUGGUUGGAUUUAUUUGAGAGUAAAGGACAUGAGAGCGUGUUAAACCGCCGUAGAGACCCAGGACCUCUGUGGGAGCUGGUGGAUCUUCUGCUGGAGUCCAGAAACCGGGUCUGGGCUCGAGUCUUCAUCGAAACGCUCGGCCUGACGCUUCAUAUCAAACCCAAACUGCAGCAAUGGGCUCAGCAGCUCGAUAACGCUGGUCUGAAAGCCACGGAGUCAUUCGUCAGUCGUUACAGCUCUCAUCUGGAGGAGUUGGACCUGAAGCCUCUGCUCACGUUCGCACCGCUGCAGGAGACGCUCAUCGAGAAGUUCGGCACCGUUCCGGAAUUAUUUGACCGUGACGGUUUAACUGUAAUGGAGUACUUAAGACAGGCUCCGGCUAAAGAAAAGCGUCUGUUUAUUUGGACUCUAGAGUCGAAUCGAGAGCGCUAUCACUCCUGUCACUCCAUUCUCGAUCAAUAUUUUGAAGACGACGCUGUUUGUUUAGUCAUUAAAAAGACGGAUGAUGACGAGCACAUGAGCUCAGUAUUUAAGAGUAAAAACAGGCAUCGCAAGAAGAAGCAGAAGGAGUUAAAGUCUGUUAUUGUGCUGUCUGGAAUGAGAGGUGGACACCCGAGGGAUGAGGAUGAGGAAGAUGAGCUGUUCUCCGAGGAAGACGCUUUGAUGUUCCUGAGCAGCAUGGAUCCAUUCAGCGUUCCCGAACACCUGCGAGGGCAGCUGGAGGAGUUU